Messenger RNA from Beta vulgaris subsp. vulgaris (sugar beet), 1846 nucleotides. Its product is annotated as phosphatidate cytidylyltransferase 1. Gene Ontology annotation, molecular function: phosphatidate cytidylyltransferase activity. The transcript has 12 exons. The coding region runs from base 196 to 1464 and encodes 422 amino acids. The record is from RefSeq and is a predicted model, not a curated record. Gene Ontology annotation, cellular component: endoplasmic reticulum membrane. NCBI's taxonomy places the organism in Eukaryota, Viridiplantae, Streptophyta, Magnoliopsida, Caryophyllales, Amaranthaceae.
AUAACCCAAAAACAGAAGUUUCAUCUUCACAAUCUUCAUGAGAUGAUCUGAUCAAAACUUCCUUUUUAAAGAUCAUUGAUAUUUCUCGGAAUAUAUUCUUGAAUGCACGACGCAGUAUCUGUAGACUAAUAGUAGUUAUUACAGAUUGCCCAGGAGUUGUGCUUGCCUUUUGUUGCUACUUUAUAACACUAAGAGAUGCCCGGAGAACGUAGUCCUGGUCCAUCAACACCUAGAGUUCGGCAUCGUAGACGAUCUAGUGAGUUUCAGGUCCCUUCAGACUUGAGUAAACAGAAUGGCAACAAUUUGCUUGUUCAUGACAAAAACAAGUAUCGAUCUAUGUUGGUCCGUGCAUACUCAUCCCUUUGGAUGGUUGCAUUCGCCUCAAUUAUAGUGUACCUCGGUCAUCUCUACAUCUUUGCCAUGGUGGUUAUCAUACAAAUAUUUAUGGUCAGUGAGCUUUUUACCUUGAGUAGAAGAGCUCAUGAAGAAAAGCGACUUCCAGGAUUUAGGCUUUUGAACUGGCACUUCUUCUUUACAGCAGUGCUAUUUAUGUAUGGCCGGAUACUCAACCGACAGCUUGUCAAUACUGUGACUUCAGAUAAAGUUUCCUAUAAGCUUCUUAGUGGUGUUAUCAAGUACCAGAUGGUUAUAUGUUAUUUCCUGUAUAUUGCAGGUUUCAUGUGCUUCAUCCUCACCUUAAAGAAGAAGAUGUACAAGUACCAGUUUGGCCAAUAUGCAUGGACACACAUGAUUCUUAUAGUGGUCUUCAUCCAAUCCUCCUUUAUGGCAGCUAAUAUAUUUGAAGGAAUAUUCUGGUUCCUACUCCCUGCAAUCCUCAUAGCUGUCAAUGAUGUUGCCGCUUAUAUCUUUGGAUUCUUUUUUGGAAGAACUCCAUUGAUAAAGCUCUCUCCCAAGAAAACCUGGGAGGGUUUUAUCGGAGCAUCAGUUACAACACUGAUUGCAGCAUUUGUGCUUGGGAACAUACUUGGUCAUUUCCAAUGGAUGACAUGUCCUAGAAAGGAUUUAUCUACUAGCUGGCUUCGUUGUGAUCCUGACCCGCUGUUUAAGCCUGAGUAUCACGCUUUACCACAAUGGGUUGCUCGAUGGUUUCAUCGCAACGAAAUCGGCAUAUUGCCAGUACAGUGGCAUGCCUUGUGUAUAGGACUGUUUGCAUCAAUAAUAGCACCAUUUGGAGGCUUUUUUGCCAGUGGUUUCAAGAGAGCAUUGAAAAUAAAGGAUUUUGGAGAUAGUAUUCCUGGACAUGGAGGAUUUACUGAUAGAAUGGAUUGCCAGAUGGUGAUGGGCGUUUUUGCGUACAUAUAUCAUCAAUCUUUCGUUGUGUACAGGGACCUUUCUGUUGAGACAGUUUUGGAUCAGAUACUGAACAACCUCAGUUUCGAGGAGCAGCAAUCUCUUUACACGAGGCUCGGACAGAUAUUCUACGAGCAACAAAUCAAUCCAUAACCACAAUCAUUCAAGCUUGAGUUAUUGGCGGUUUCUUGUGUUUGGCCCUACUGACGUAUAUGGCAAAACAAGGAUUUCACUUCUUUUCGUCUGCAGAUUGUAGACUGCUCGAGUAUAAUGGGUGGUUUAAGCAUCUGAGAGGGACAGGAAAUUCUGGAGUGUUUCUGAGAGCGAAUUUGUUGAGUUUUCUUUUCAAUUAUUCACUCAGAUUUUUCUUACUGGAUCGCUAAUGAUGGUAGCUUAGUCUUAUUUCAUCCUAUAAUGACUUUGGUACCAGUAUUGAGAAGAUACAAGACCUGUACUAUCAGAGGAACUGGGACAAUUAUUGUAUCACCUUAUUCUUUGUGUACAUAUCAAAUGGAGUAACACUUGUUUUUGCUUU